This is a messenger RNA of Culex pipiens pallens (northern house mosquito), 1281 nucleotides long. RefSeq names its product endonuclease III-like protein 1 (gene Nthl1). Gene Ontology annotation, molecular function: DNA-(apurinic or apyrimidinic site) endonuclease activity; DNA binding; oxidized pyrimidine nucleobase lesion DNA N-glycosylase activity. NCBI's taxonomy places the organism in Eukaryota, Metazoa, Arthropoda, Insecta, Diptera, Culicidae. The transcript has 3 exons. The record is from RefSeq and is a predicted model, not a curated record. Gene Ontology annotation, cellular component: nucleus. The coding region runs from base 104 to 1189 and encodes 361 amino acids. Gene Ontology annotation, biological process: base-excision repair, AP site formation; nucleotide-excision repair; base-excision repair.
CAAACAAAAAGCAAGGUGGUUGUGCUUUAGAUUGAUUUUUCUUCCGAUGUAAAGACUUAGUUUUGUGUUCCGAACUGCGAUUUUAAGUGUAAAAUUUCUGAAAAUGGAAUCCAAAUCGCCCUACUUUUCUCCCAAGAAAACGCGCAACUACGUCAAGCAGUCCGGUUUGAAGGCCACUUUGCUGCAAAAAGCGAUCCAAGCACGGGAGGUCACUCCGGAACCGGUGGCCAGCACGUCCGUAAACGAAAAAGCAUCGUUUCCAUCGGUCCCCCAGAUCAAAAUCGAACCGCUGGACGAUCCACCGGAGAAGAAACCUCGCGCUCCGCGGCGCAAACCAAUCAAGGUCGAAUCGAGUCCGGAUCGACGGCAGGGGGAUGGCCCGCAAGUGGAAGUGGUCGUCCACAAGUCGCCCCGGAAGCGCACUCCCAUCAAGGAGGAAUGGAUCGAGGGCUGGGAGCCGGUCAAUUGGCGCCCAAUGCUGGAAAACAUUCGCCGGAUGAGGCUGGAACGGCCGGCACCGGUCGAUUCCAUGGGCUGUGACCAGUUUCGGGACGAUGUAACGGUUCCGCCCAAAACGCGGCGCUUUCACACGCUGGUUUCGCUGAUGCUUUCGAGCCAAACCAAGGAUCAGGCCAACUUUGAGUGCAUGCAACGGCUGCGCAAGCAUGGCCUAACGCCGGAACAGAUGGUGGCCACCGACGUCGAGACGCUGGAGAAGCUCAUUCAUCCCGUUAGCUUCUACAAGAACAAAGCCAAAUUCAUCCGCCAAACGUCCGCGUUGCUACUGUCCACGUACGACGGGGACAUCCCGGACACCAUCGAAGGUCUCAUGAAGCUGCCCGGGGUGGGCGCAAAGAUGGCGCACCUGUGCAUGGGCGCCGCCUGGAACAUCGUGACCGGCAUCGGCGUCGACACCCACGUCCACCGCAUCUCCAACUGGCUCGGCUGGGUGCCGCGGGAGACGCGCACCCCGGAGGAAACCCGCCUUCUGCUCGAGCGCUGGCUUCCGUUCGAACUGUGGGAAGAGGUGAACCAUCUGCUGGUGGGAUUCGGCCAGACCAUUUGUACCUCGACGUACCCACGGUGCAACGAGUGCGGCAACGCGGAAAUAUGCCCGGCCCGCGGCAAGCACGGUAUUCGGCGCACGCCGAUUAAGAAGGAGAUCAAGCAGGAGGAUUUGGAGUUUUGAGCGGGAAAUAAUUUCAUUACGUUUUGCGUCACCUUUGAGUACAACUUUGUUAAGUCAGCGUUAAAUAUACAAGUCUUCCGUUGUGAACUAUC